Messenger RNA from Physella acuta, 1315 nucleotides. RefSeq names its product small ribosomal subunit protein uS9m. Gene Ontology annotation, molecular function: RNA binding; structural constituent of ribosome. Gene Ontology annotation, biological process: translation. Gene Ontology annotation, cellular component: ribosome; mitochondrial small ribosomal subunit. The record is from RefSeq and is a predicted model, not a curated record. NCBI's taxonomy places the organism in Eukaryota, Metazoa, Mollusca, Gastropoda, Physidae.
UCAAUCAUCCCUCAUAUCAAAACAAAAUGGCGUCGAUCUCGCCCUGUUUGACAUCAAGAAUUCUGCUGAGGAAAUCUCAGUUCAGAAUUAAGCAUUUGACUCCAUGUUUGCAAUAUGUCAAACAUCCACAAUCAGAUUCAGGGAAUCAUUGUGAACUUAGCACAGCUCCCACAAAUGUUCCUCCAAUCAAAGUUGAGGACAAGCCUACUUCUAAGGCAAUUACUAUCAGUCGUGCGAUGAAAGCUUACAUGGAACAAACAAAGGCACAUGAUCAAAUGAUGAAAGCUCAAGUUUCUGAUUAUGAACUGGGCAAGCGACACCUUGCAAAUAUAAUGGGUAAAGAUCCUGACAAUUUUACACAAACAGAUGUUGAAAGGGCCAUAGAGUAUCUUCUUCCUUCAGGAAUUUUUGAUAAGAAAGCAAGGCCUUUAUUAAAGGAUCCAUAUGAAAUUUUCCCAAAAAAGAAAGUUGCACAGUUUAGUUUGGAUGGCAGACCAUACCACUGGUUGUAUUUCACAACAUUACCCAACUAUUACAACAUUUUAUAUGAUAUUGCAUGGAAAAUAGAAAAUCUGAAACUUGAGGAGGAUGAACUUUAUAGAAAGAAGGAAACAAUAUCUAACACAUUGAAUUUAGCAGGAAGUGACUGGAUAACUUUCCAACAGCUCAAAGACAAACUUGUAGAAAAUAUACGAGAAACAGAUUAUCAGCACUUCAUCAAAGUGAUGGAAAGGCUCAUCUCUCAUCCUUUAUCUUACAAAGAAGAAGCAUAUAUUAUGCAAUACAGAGUAAUGCACAAGUCAGAGUCAUCUGUCAUUCAGAAACCUCAGAUUGAGCAAGAUGAAGAUGGAAGAUAUUUUGCUUGUGCUGAAGGUACAAGAAAAGAUGCUUGGGCUCACGUGAAGCUUUAUAAACCUGGAACUGGGAAAGUAAUCAUAAACGACAAAGAUUUGGCAUACUUUGAAAAUUUCUUAUACAGAGAAAGCAUACUUAACCCAUUAACUGCACUCGACCUGAUUGGCCAAGUAGACAUUGUAGCAGAGACAAAGUAUGGUGGUCCGGCAGGCCAAGCUGGGGCUAUCAGAUAUGGUAUUGCAAAAGCUUUAUGUGCGUUUAUUAAUGCAGAGGAGAUUGAGAAGUUACGGCUUUCUGGUAUGUUGACCAGAGAUCCUAGAGAGAAAGAGAGAAAGAAGCCAGGUCAAGAGAAAGCAAGGAAGAAGUUUACAUGGAAAAAAAGAUAAAGUUUAAGCUGACUUUUUCAUUUUUAUGGUUGAAUCACAUACUUGUAACAAUAACUUAAUAAAUUUAUCAGAAU